Molecule: messenger RNA, 1146 nt
Organism: Sphaerulina musiva SO2202
Lineage: Eukaryota; Fungi; Ascomycota; Dothideomycetes; Mycosphaerellales; Mycosphaerellaceae
Product: acyl-coenzyme A thioesterase 9
Exons: 6
Coding region: 1-1146 (381 amino acids)
Biological process (GO): acyl-CoA metabolic process
Cellular component (GO): mitochondrion
Molecular function (GO): fatty acyl-CoA hydrolase activity
Source: RefSeq, a predicted model, not a curated record
AUGUCGGACUCGUAUCACAGUGUUGUUUUACCGCUGGCUCAAGAACCAUGGUUACUCGACACGUACAUGAACGCCAGUGGUCAUCUUCGCAUAGGUACGAUCCUGAUGGAUCUCGAUGCACUGGCCGGUGUCGUUGCGUACAAGCACACGGGAGACCAUGUGACGACUGUGACUGCAGCUUUCGACCGGAUCACGAUUGAGCAUCCCCUGACCGAAGUCUGCGAUCUCGAGUAUAGUGGGCAGGUCACGUAUGCUUCCGGCCGCAGUUCCAUGGAGAUUACUCUGCAGGUCGCCAAAGCUCCAUCCGCAGGCCAGAAACCCCGGCCAGAAGACAUCAUGAUGACAUGUCAGUGCACCAUGGUGAGCUUAGAUCCUGCCACCAAGAAACCUGUCAACAUCGCUCCCGUGAGAACCGAUACACCUGAGGAGAAACGGGUAUUUGCAGAGGGCGAAAAGAACGGACAGCGACGCAAAGAACUCGCGAAGCGUUCUCUCCUCAAGCAAACUCCCAACGACGAAGAGAGUGAUCUCAUUCAUGCCAUCUGGCAACGACAACUCCAAUACCAUGAUCCUGCAGAUCAUGCACGGAAGCCAGCCAAUGCGCAUUUUAUGGAUUCUACCCAAUUGCGAACUGCGAGUAUCAUGCAGCCACAAUACCGCAAUCGACAUCACUUCAUGAUCUUUGGUGGCUUCCUGCUGAAACAGACAUUCGAGAUUGCUUUCUGCUGUGCUGCCAGUUUCGCACACACGAGACCGACAUUCGUAUCUCUCGAUCCUUCCACCUUUCAGAACCCCGUCCCGGUCGGAAGCGUGCUAUACUUGACUGCUACGAUAGUGUAUACCGAUCCACCACUGAUAUCCGGACAAGCAGAGCAGCAGCCCACCACAGAAGGCCGCCCCGCGAACGCUCAAACGCGUGUCCAAGUGCGAGUAGACUCCAAAGUCCGCGACGUCGAACACGGCGUCGCAAAACCCACCGGACAAUUCAACUAUACCUUCCUUGUCGACAAAGACAUCAAAGUUCUCCCGAGAUCCUAUACCGAACAUAUGAUGUACAUUGACGCCCGUCGACGAGCUAUGAGCGUGCGGGAGAAGGUUCAACAGGGCGAUGCAGAUUCUGGGAGUUCGGAACGAAUUACUGAGUAA